This is a messenger RNA of Cantharellus anzutake, 1667 nucleotides long. RefSeq lists its product as uncharacterized. Lineage: Eukaryota; Fungi; Basidiomycota; Agaricomycetes; Cantharellales; Hydnaceae. Bases 223 to 1593 code for a protein of 456 amino acids. The record is from RefSeq and is a predicted model, not a curated record. Gene Ontology annotation, molecular function: ubiquitin protein ligase activity. The transcript is spliced from 4 exons. Gene Ontology annotation, biological process: protein ubiquitination; ubiquitin-dependent protein catabolic process.
GAACGUCAAGAGAGAAUGGGGUGACUACAGACUUAUACCGUCGAGCGUCUGUGGCAUUGCGGGCAUAAUCCAUUUCAUCUACACACUGAUAACGAAUCCUACUUCACAUCCGUAUCCCUCCUUCGCAACAACGCUUGUCGAAACUUUUCUCCUCUCUAUCAUUUUCAUCACACACACUCUCGAUAUCCUAACCCGCCUGCUUCUGUCUCCUCCGUCCCCAGCAUGUCAUGGCUCGCACCAUCUUCAUGGAGUACGGCAGUGCCGGGUAUGUCCCUCCUUUCGCACUCUGAUCAGUUCAGCGAGGCGCUAGCAAAGGUCGGAAUGGCAUGUUUGGAUGCGACAAAUUUCGUGGGGCUCGCCAAUGAAGUAGUGGGUGUUAGGCGUACUUCAUUGUUGGAGAAUGAUGAUGCAAAGGAGAAGGAUGUACUGAGGUUGGGCCCUAGUGAGGUCGUCCUGCCUUCCGAAAGCCCUUCAAAUGGUGCGCUGAACACUUCGUCAGCAGGAACGAUCGGCCGGAACGGGUAUACUUUAUUGCAGAGGGGUCGUUCACGGAGAGGAUUUGGGAACGAAAUACAACGUGUACUUCCUUUGCUUGGCACCUCAUCUGGACCUACAGUUUUCUCCGGUCCCGCGCCGUUAAAUCCUUCCUCCUCUGACUCUCAAAUCUCACCAUCAUUUAUGCCUCCAAGUCCAUCUAUAGGAGGUUACUGGUUUGGAUCCGCCCACCAUCCUGAGGUUCGUGGAUUAUUAAGAAGUUUGAAGAUGUGGUGGAUUGGGUUUGUGAUAUGGCAGGUAAGGUUUGUGAGGAAUCUAUUGGGCAGUCGGGGAAGGGAUGAGGCGCGGGCAAUGAACGAGGACGAGAGGAGGGAGCUGAGGGCUGCAACGACAAGUGUUCUGUGGGGUAUUUUAGGGAGAAUGUCGCCGCCACGUUCGAGCGACAGGCAUGCUGAGGACAGCAGAUUACCUGUGGAUGUAGCAAGGGGAAUUGAUAACGAAGAGGAUGAUGAUGAUGAGUACGUUCCUGACUUGGGACACGACACGAGUGAGAGCGGAUGGACAACGGACGAUAGUGACGAGGGCGACGAUACCCGACGAUCUGUCACAUCCACUAAUUCAUCUGUUGAUCGUUCACCUCAUGUUGCAAACGCUCCCCGCUUCGCAAUUCCCAGCCGGGAGACAACCCCAUUUGAUAACGAGCUUCCGGACGCAUCUGAAUUAGGUGCCCUCAUAUCGGACCUCUCUCUGUCUGAGGCUUCAGCGCUUCUAGCACGCCUCUCCUCGCCUGGACACCGACACGAUGUUCCAACUUCGCCUCCACGAGCCUUGACACGCAGUGGAUAUUCCCUCCUUUCUUCCACACUCGCCCUUCGGCAAGCUCGCCGUCCUCCAUCAGAACAGGAGAACGAUCCCUUACGAUUCAAUUGUGUGAUAUGUACGGUGGAGCCCAGAGUAGUUAUUUUUUGGCCGUGCAGGUGUCUGGCACUUUGCGAUGAAUGUCGGAGUGGUUUGGCAGCAAGGAGUAGUAGUGGAAAGCAUACUUGCCCUUGUUGUCGGCAGACUGUGGAGGGCUAUUCGCGCAUUUUUAUCCCUUAGAUUAGUUCUCAAUGUAUUAUAAUGCCUAAUCCUUCAUGAAAAAAGAUGGAUUCACAGCUGAGCAUGUGCAUACC